Funneliformis caledonium is the source of this 402-nucleotide messenger RNA. The record is from the annotation of a GenBank genome assembly. Lineage: Eukaryota; Fungi; Glomeromycota; Glomeromycetes; Glomerales; Glomeraceae.
AGAACGACAAAGACAAAAAAGGAUUAUACUUUUAGACGACCCUUCGUGUAUCAUUUGUUAUCAGCACCUCUUCCUUCUGAGCAAUCUCUUAUCUUUCGUAUUUUUCUCAAGUGGGCUCGUUUUAUACUCGGAGCUCGACAAUAUACUAGCAAGACCAUUAUUGAAUUUGAUAUAGCAAAUUCUACGAUAAAUCUAGAAUUACAAGCACUCAAUUAUCGACAUGUAUUAUAUUCUCUCACUUAUAAUACACUUCCUAAUUAUACUCUCGAUAAAGCUGUGCAAUUAACCGUUCAGGCCCACCGUCAAACUUUAGCAUUUAAUAAGGAUCUGGGAAGUCGUAUUUCUGAAUAUUUUGAGAUACCUACACCAAGUACACCAUCUUCACCCUCGCCAAGAAUUUGA